Eufriesea mexicana is the source of this 3144-nucleotide messenger RNA. Its product is annotated as HEAT repeat-containing protein 6. The record is from RefSeq and is a predicted model, not a curated record. Gene Ontology annotation, molecular function: protein binding. Lineage: Eukaryota; Metazoa; Arthropoda; Insecta; Hymenoptera; Apidae. The coding region runs from base 1 to 3144 and encodes 1047 amino acids. The transcript has 12 exons.
AUGGCUUUAACAUACAUUAAUUACACAAAUUAUACGACAAAAUUUGAUAUUGUAGUAGAAAAAUUACUUGUAUUGACAAAAAAGAAAAAUGAUGAGACAAAGUUGAUCAACACUUAUCUUUGUGACCUUAAUAAUUUUGAUUAUCGAUAUUUAACAAUUUUAAAUAACGAUGCAAUGCAAUUGUUGAUUAAACAAUUGUGUACUAUUAUCACACCUAUGGAAACAGUUUUGAUUCAAAAUUUUUGCAGAUUUUUAGCUAAUAUAACUCAAAACAAUAUUAAACUUCAAGAACAAACAUUUACACUUUCUAAACAAUGGAUUAUAAAAGUUUUUAAAUCUGCUUUACCAAUUACACAUAAUAAUAUACUGUUAGCUCUAAAAAGUAUAUUAAUAAAUAAUCAAUUUGACAAUAUUAAACACUUUUUAAAGUUAUUAAUCGAAGAUAAUCAGUUGUUAAAAAAAUAUUUAAAUCCAUCUAGUACACAAUGGUCUGAAAUUCAUUAUCAUGCAAUUAGUUGUAUAGAAGGAAUCCUAAUGAGUUGCAAUGACACCCCCAUAACAAAAGAAUUGAUAUGUAUUAUCAAGGAUAUUACGCUAAAUAUUGUUUCUUCUUCCGUGUAUGUAAAUGAUAAUAAAUUUUAUCAUACCAAAAUAUUAUGUUCAUGCUUACAUAUUUUACAAAUGAUAAUAGUUUAUGAACUGUUACCACAUACCAUUGAUUUCAUGGGUGAAAUUUUGGGAAUUGUACAAGCAUUUUUAUUUUAUGGUUUCAAAGAUUAUCCUCCUAUGAAACCACAAUUGCUUUGUCCAGCAGUAAUGAAUCUCCCAGAACGAACUCAUGUAAUUCCUAAAUGUAAGAAUCUGAAGAAUCACAAAGCAAAAUUAAGAAAACAACCAACUAAGAAGGUUGCUACUGAAGCAAAAAAUAACAUUGUACCAGAAUGCAAAGGAGUUAACAUAUAUUCAAGUGAUUCAGAUAACUCAGAUACUGAAAGUAAUAAUUUCAUCUUUAUGGAUUCUAAAGUAAGAUUGGAAACUGCACGGUUAUUGCAAGCACUUGUUGAAAAUUCACAAAGUCGUGAAAUGUUUGGAUUUUGGCCACAAAUUGUUGCUACUGGUUCACGAAAUGAUGCUAGAGUAUUGACUAGAAGUAUUUUAAAAGAAUCUGUAUCUAAAGUAAAACAGCACAUGUUAAGUACAUUAACAGAAUUACUGAUAGAUGCUAAGCCUUUUUUAAUGCAUGCAGAAGAUGUUCAACAGAUAUCUUUUAUUACCUUUUUUGGUACAGUUUGUUUAAUGAUUAAAGAAUUGCAUUUUACAUUAUCUUUGAUUCUAUAUGAAGAAACAAAUGUAGCUGUUUUAACUCAUGGAUUAAAAUGUGCUGCUGCUCUAAUUCAAGGUACACCAUAUGUACGUUUGAAAGCAGGACUUGCUACGAAGUUAAUGAGAAAUUGUAGACCAUAUAUAUUUCACAAAGAUCCAACAGUUCGUGUUGCUGCAUUAUCAGUUUUUGAGGCUAUUGCUUCCUGUGAUCCAAUAACUCAAGAAAUAUUUGAAAUACUUGCAAGACAUUUAACUAUAAAUGUUGGAUCAGAUCAACUAUAUCUAAAUGUUAGUGAUAAUAUAGAAAAAAGUGAAGAAAAAGAAAUAGAUAUUGAAGAUUUCAAAAAUAAUUUAAUAGAUGAUUAUAAUAACAAAUUAUUCAAAAAAACAAAUAUCUGUGUUUUAAUACAUGUUUGUUUGGAAAGUAUAUCGAAUAAGACAAUGAGCACACCUGUUCGUCUCCAAUCGCUAAAACUGAUUGGUAGAAUGGCAUUUAGUACAGGAAGUCUUGUGUUUUCACAUGUGGAAUUAAUUACUACAACUUUAGUAGGAGUCAUACAAGAUUCUGAAACACAAGUAAUAUUACAUGCAUGUCGUGCUUUAGAAAUCAUGGCUGGCUGUCUUAUGAACAUUGACUCAGAGGAUAAUAAUGCUUCAAUAUUUUGGGAUAUUAUAUUUGAUCCUAUAACACAAUUACUUCAACAUCCGCAAACAAUAAUAAGAGAAGCUGCAUGUGAUUGUUUAGGCAGUAUUAGUUCUACCGUAUUUGCACAACUUCAAAGACAGAAAGCAAUUUUAAUUAUUACAAUAUUGUUUGGUGCAGUACAUGAUAAAGAAAGUGCUGUAAGAGCUGCUGGACUAAGAUCAUUAGGAAUGUUAGUCACACUACCAGCAUUGAAAGAAGAAAGUGGAUUUUUGAUGGACUUAGCUAACAUAGUUUGUUUAACUGCUAAUGAUAAAAAUCUUGGUGUUCGUAUUAAAGGAGCAUGGGCAUUAGCUAAUUUGUGUGAUUGUCUUUGUAAAGAAAUAAAUCAUGAAGAUGUAGAACCUAUUCCCUUGGAAAUAUUAUUACCAAAAAUUUAUCAAGUCAGUAUUAAAGCAUCUAAGGAUAACGUUAAAGUCAAAUGCAAUGCUGUUCGAGCUCUUGGAAGUAUUCUAUAUUUAUGUCCUAAUAAAUAUAUAUUGAAAGAUACAUCAUUAGGCCUGGAAGCUCUUUUAAAUUGUGCUACUGUAGGAAAUGAUAUGAAGGUGCGUUGGAAUGCAUGUCGAGCUCUAGGAUUAGUUUUAAGCAAUGAUCCGGAUAAUAUAUUGGUAUCUUCUUGGAGAGAUCAGGUGUUUCCUGCAUUAUGUACUUUAAUUUGCGAUAGUCCAAACUUCAAAGUGCGUACUAAUGCUGCAUGGGCAUUAUAUUCUUGUAAUUCUUAUGGUAAAUAUAUUGUUAUUUUAUGGAAAAGUCUUAUCUUAGCAUUUGAAAAUUCUCAGCAUGUACCAAGUUACAUUGAGUAUCCUCAUCGUGAUGCUCUUAUUCAACAGUUGUGCCUUACUCUUAGCCAUGUGGCUGCUUGUACAGAGGUAUCAGACUUGCAAAAUCUUUGGAUAGAGAUAAGCGAACAUGUGGAUGAUGUUUCUAACUAUGUGAAACAGUUCCAGGAAAUUAUUGUUCCUGAAAAAAUGGGAAAUUUAAUAAAAGCAAAGUCUCAGUUAGAAAAAUAUGUAAAAAUUGCUCCAUUAUUAGAAGAACGAAAAAUUGCACAAAGUUUAGCAAAUAUUUUUGAAAGAACUAAACGAUAUGACAAUUUAAAUAGUACUAUUUUAACUUAA